UUUUAGAAGGAAAAUUAAGAAUUCGGAAUAUUUUCUUUAUAAGCUAUUUUUCACGAUCCGAUAUAUAUUUGAUAGGAUAUAGAAAUAUGUCAACGAUCAUUAAUGAAUCUUUGCAAAAUAAUUUCGAAGAAGAAGACGAAGGAAAGAUUUAUGAUGCGCGAACUGAAUUUUUAGAAUUGGAUAAUCGUAUUAUUUGGAUUAGAGAACGGGUGUUACAGUUCUUAGGGCUAUCUGAUCAUCAAUAUCUCUUUGAUAAACUCAUACAGGCAAACAAUAGAUAUUUUGAGGAAAAAUUGAUAAAGUUUUUAAGUCAUGAUUUAUAUUCGAUUACAACUCUCGAAAGGAAGAUAAUUUUCUUUUACAAAACAUAUUCAAUAGAAACGGUUCAAGAGGAAAUAGUAGUUUGGGAAAGAAAAGUUGAAAAAUCGAUCGUCGAAAAGAAGAAGAAGAAAAAAUGGAAACUAAUGAAAGGUAAAAAUACUAAAACUAAUUCAAUUAGAAAUCAAAUUAAAUUAUCUUCUAUGAGUUUUGAAUCGAGUAUAGAAUCCACAUCCAGCGAACAAGAAAUAGAGGACGAAGAGGAGGAAAAUAUUCCAGGUUUUGUUCCACCGAUUGGUGAAGAAGAUAAAUAUAUCUUAACAAAGGUAAUAUUACGUCGCAAUAAAAAAUGA
Messenger RNA from Vespa velutina, 671 nucleotides. RefSeq lists its product as uncharacterized. The transcript is spliced from 5 exons. Bases 87 to 671 code for a protein of 194 amino acids. The record is from RefSeq and is a predicted model, not a curated record. Lineage: Eukaryota; Metazoa; Arthropoda; Insecta; Hymenoptera; Vespidae.